AAGUGAAAGUUAUUCAGAUCAGAGCUGCAGUCGAAGCAAAUCUCUGUGUUUCUGUGUGAAGGAAAAUAAAGCGAGUUCAUCUGUUCUUUCUCAGCUACUGACUCCAACACUGAGGUCAGACAUGUCUGCUGGCAGCAACCAGAGAUCUGAGGAUCAGUUUCUGUGCUCCAUCUGUCUGGAUGUGUUCACUGAUCCAGUCUCCACACCAUGUGGACACAACUUCUGCAAGAACUGCAUCACCCACCACUGGGAUGUUAACAACAGAUGCCAAUGUCCAAUGUGUAAGAAGGAGUUUCACUUCAAACCUGAUCUAGAAAUUAACACCUUACUCAGAAAGGUGGUUGAUCAGUUCAGACGUGAAGCUCAGCAGGAAGCCAGCAGCAGCAGCUCAGAGCAACAAGCUGCCAAACCAGGAGAAGUUCCCUGUGACGUCUGCACUGGAACCAAACUGAAGGCCCUGAAGUCCUGCCUGGUGUGUCUGACCUCCUACUGUCAGACUCACCUGGAGCCUCAUCUGACAGCUUCAGGUCUGAAAAGACAUCAGCUGAUGGAGCCUGUGGAGAACCUGGAGGACAGGAUGUGUAGGAAGCACGAUAAACCUCUGGAGCUGUUCUGUAGGACCGACCAGACAUGUGUCUGCUCGCUCUGCUCUGUUUUAGACCACAAGACUCAUGAGUUUGUUCCUCUGAGAGAAGAAUAUGAAGGAAAGAAGGCAGAGCUGGGGAAGACAGAGGCUGGAAUCCAGCUGCUGAUCCAGAAGAGACGACUGAAAAUUCAGGAGCUGAAAGAGUCGGUGAAGAUCAGUAAAGAUGCUGCAGACAGAGAGACAGCAGAAGGUGUUCAGGUCUUCACUGCUCUGAUGGAGUCUGUUCAGAGAGGCCUGAACCAGCUCGUAGAGGAGAUCCAAGACAAGCAGAAAGCUACAGAGAAACAGGCUGAAGCCUUCAUCAAAGAUCUGGAACAGGAAAUCUCUGAGCUGAGGAAGAGGAGCUCUGAGGUGGAGCAGCUCUCACGCUCUGAAGACCACCUCCACCUCCUCCAAAGCUUCUCGUCCCUGAAAGCUGCUCUACCCACCAAGAACUGGACAGAGGUCCGAGUCCGUCCACCAUCAUAUGAGGGGACUGUGGUGAGAGCUGUGUCUCAGCUGGAGGAGACACUCAGCAAACAGAAGAAGAAGAAGAUGGAGGCUGAGCUGAAGAAGGUCCAGCAGUCUGCAGUGGAUGUUACUCUGGAUCCUGAUACAGCAAAUCCCUGGCUCAUCCUGUCUGAUGAUAGAAAACAAGUUUAUGAUAGUGAUGUGAGGAAGAAACUUCCAGAUAAUCCAGAGAGAUUUUCUUUCUAUGUUUCUGUUUUAGGAAACCAGAGUUUCUCUUCAGGCAGAUUUUACUUUGAGGUUCAGGUUAAAGGAAAAACUGAAUGGAAUUUAGGAGUCGCCAGAGAGUCCAUCAACAGGAAGGAAAACAUCUCACUGAGUCCUCAGGAUGGUUUCUGGACUAUAUGUUUGAUAAAUGGAAACGAGUACGAAGCUAAUGCUGAUCCUCAAGUCCGUCUCCAUCUCCAGUCUGGUCCUGAGAAGGUGGGGGUGUUUGUGGAUUAUGAGGAGGGUCUGGUCUCCUUUUAUGAUGUAGAUGCUGCAGCUCUGAUCUUCUCCUUUACUGGCUGCUGCUUCACUGAAAAACUCUACUCGUUCUUCAAUCCCUUCCCUAACGAUGGUGGUAAAAACUCAGCUCCUCUGAUCAUCUGUCCUGUCAAUCAGACGGUCUGAUGGUUUUCCUCCAUGACCAGUGAAUCUGGUUCUGAACCAGUUUCAGUCUGAGUUGUACUGGUGGAGAGAUGAGGUUGUAAAUGUCAGCAGUUCAGUUCACAUCUGGAUGAUUCUGCAGCUCGUUCCACUUCUGUCUCCACGUUUCUUCCUUCUCUUCACUGUCAAAUAAAGCAGAGUCAGAUGAUUCCUGCAUGAUGGAUUAGAUCAUUGUUAUAUAAUGUUGAGUUUGAUGUGUUUUCUUCUUGAAUGUGUCCCACUGAUGAUGGUUUUUCCCUCUGGGACUCUGUAGUCAUCGUCACUAACAGGAAGUUAGGAGGGUCUCAACACGUUUUAAAGCAACACUGAAUGAAAUGUUUGUUGUUUUCUCCCAUUAAACAUUUAUCUUCAUUUAUUCUGGACAGAAAUCAAACGUCUGAAAGAAAUCUCUGAAAACUUCAUAUUAACAUGAUCCUGAUGUUCAUGAUGAGUGUAAAUAAAGUUCUGAUCAGAAGUGUGUCUGUGCUUCAUGUUGAUCAUCAAUAAAAAGACAAAUUAAA
Messenger RNA from Melanotaenia boesemani (Boeseman's rainbowfish), 2301 nucleotides. RefSeq names its product E3 ubiquitin-protein ligase TRIM21-like. The record is from RefSeq and is a predicted model, not a curated record. The coding region runs from base 122 to 1765 and encodes 547 amino acids. Gene Ontology annotation, molecular function: protein binding; zinc ion binding. The transcript has 2 exons. NCBI's taxonomy places the organism in Eukaryota, Metazoa, Chordata, Actinopteri, Atheriniformes, Melanotaeniidae.